Molecule: messenger RNA, 1730 nt
Organism: Microdochium trichocladiopsis
Lineage: Eukaryota; Fungi; Ascomycota; Sordariomycetes; Xylariales; Microdochiaceae
Exons: 1
Coding region: 242-1660 (472 amino acids)
Source: RefSeq, a predicted model, not a curated record
UCUUCCCCUCGGGCGGCGGGAUGCUGUACACCUGCGACUCGGGCACCCACUCCCGGACCAUCCAGCACGACGGGCAGGUCAACCACCACCUCCCCACCCGGGUCGGGGGCGGCGGGCGCGACCGCAGACCGGCCGGCUUGCCGGUCUGGGGAAAGGAGAGCCUCAUGUCCCCGAGCACGGGUUCCCGAGCGGGGUGGCCUACGUCCCCUUUAAUGAUCGGGUGCUCGUGCAGAUCGACUUUAUGCGGAAGCUUGCGGUGCUGGGGAAUCGGCCGGAGCUGGUGUUUGGCGGUAAUGGGAGUGUUGUUCUGACGCUGAACCUUACCCAGGAGGAGAGGGAUAAGAGAAGCGCGGGGUGGAGAGCAGCGAAGCCGCAGGGGAGGGUGGAGGAAAUCGAGGAGGGUCAGGGCAAUGCUGAGGAGGUCUCGCGGAAUGACGCAGAAGGGUCUCAGGACAGGGUGGAAGCGGGCGAUGGAGCACCAGAUCAGGAGCAAGACGAGGACCCCGUGUCAACAGCCGACCGAUCACUCUCCCGACUCACCUUGCAGUCCUCAGACGAUUCAGACACUCUCGAGGAAAACAACAAGAACAUGCCAUCGACAGAUCCGGGAGAGACUGAGACGGCAGCCGCCGAAGAAAGAAAGGAAGUAGAAGAGGAAGACGAAGAAGAGUCUCCUCGCCACCUCACACGCCUGGAGCCGAUCUACCUCACAACCCGCGUCACGUUCACCGACAAGACCACGCGUACUACAAGACUCCCACCGACCGAGCACCCGCUUCUCAGCAUGAGCCAGGGCGAGAGGUCCAUAAUGAUCGCGAGUGGCCCCUGGCCGGGCAGUAUCUUUCCCUCGAGCCUUGCAGCGAUAUGGAACCGGCUGGUGAGCGAGUACUGCGCGCGCAAGCUGACCAACCCACGGGACAAGCUCGUCGCCAUGGCGGCGCUGGCGAGUGCCUUCGAAGCGCAGUAUGGGACGGACGUACUCGGGCAGUAUCAUGCAGGGAUCUGGCGCAAGUUCGCGGGGGAAGGGUUGUUGUGGUUUGCUGCGUGGCGAAGAGCAAGGCAGACAACUGAGGCACCAGCCAUCGAGUAUGAUGACAGAGCACCGUCAUGGUCCUGGGCAGCUGUCCGACGGGCGCAAUACCCGGAUCCAAAGGCCGAGAUCGAGAACGGGGUGGACUACAUGGAUCUCGACUUUGCCGUUCUCGCGCUGGAAACCACGACUGCGGAAGACAGUCCCUCGAGGGGCGCUGUUGCUGUGGGCGGAUACGUUCGAGUCUCCGGGCUUGUCAUGGACGUGUGGUGGGCGAUGGACUUCAACAGGCACGGCGAGCAGGUCGUCAACUUGUUCACCGCCCCCAGAGGUGAAAGGGUGGGUAAGUACGGCAGCGCGGGCCCGGACCAUGACUGGUUGUAUCCUCCCGAGGAUGGCACGAGGGAGCAUGUGCUGCUGUUACUUGGGAGGAGGUUUGUGCAAGGGGUCGGGCACAACCAGGAUCACGAGUGUGAGUGUCUGCUGCUGAGACCCAGGCAGCCAAGCUUGGCGGGAGACCAUGUGCCAGACGACGAGUACGUGCGCGUUGGCUUUGCAGGACCCGUGCUGUUCAAUUUCGAAGAGGAGUGGCGGCCCCGGUUCCGACAGGUCGAGCUGAGCAUCUUCUAGGGUUGUUCGCUGUGCCCAGUUGUCAUAAUUACAUACAACAUCAUGAGUAGAGCGACACGCCCGUUUCCCC